Molecule: messenger RNA, 429 nt
Organism: Gossypium arboreum
Lineage: Eukaryota; Viridiplantae; Streptophyta; Magnoliopsida; Malvales; Malvaceae
Exons: 3
Coding region: 1-429 (142 amino acids)
Source: RefSeq, a predicted model, not a curated record
AUGACUGAUCUGAGAGCGAUGUUCGCUCGACUUAGCCUAUUCGACGAUGGAAGUCUAUUGACUGAGUUGGUUUUUGAGACUGAGGACAAGGCCAGGUUGAUUCUAGAUCGACUAAAAGCGGCAUCGGAUAGACAGAAAUCUUAUACAGAUCUGAAGAGACGCGAGAUGGAGUAUUCUGUGGGGGAAUUCUUGGAGCUUCCUCCAGAGUUAGACAGUAUUCACGAUGUUAUCCACGUCUUGAUGUGGAAGUGCUACUGCUUUGAUCCCACGCAUAUUGUUCCGGUUGAGAAGAUUGAGGUUAGGCUAGAUUUGACCUUCGAGGAGGAGCCGAUUCAGAUUCUAGAUCAUGAAGUUAAGGUCCUGCGAAGGAAACCUAUCCCUUUAGUGAAGGUGCUGUUGUGGAAUCAUAGCACUGAUGAGGCCAUGUAG